AUGACGAGCCCCGAUUCACAAACCGAAGCACUGGACGAGAGAUUCCUCGAGAUCAUCAGCAUCAAUGGUCGCGAUUACCAAAAAUAUGCGGUUGAUCGUCAAAUAUCCUUCGAACCGGUCGACGACGACGAAGCGGAGCGACUCGAACUCCAGCACCGAGUGUUCCACAAGGUUUUCGAUGACCGGUUGAUAUUUCCACCUAUCCCCCACCUUCGACGGGUGCUCGACUGCGGAUACGGUUCUGGGUCCUGGGCCAUCGAGAUUGCGGACCAACAUCCAGAGUGCAAGGUUUUCGGUAUUGAUAUAUGUCCCCACAUGAGCCCUGACGAUGUACCUCAGAAUGUGAAUCUAGAGGUGGACGAUCUCAACCGACCGUUUACCUUCCCCACAAAGUAUUUUGACCUUGUCCAGUCGAGGCUCGUUGCGACAGGUAUUCACCGAGAGCGAUGGCCGUCAUAUAUUCGUGAUAUCAAAAGAGUCCUGAACCCCGGGGGCUGGGUACAACUCGUCGAAAUUUAUUUCAACGUCCAAUCUGAUAAUGGUUCGAUCACGGAGAAGCAUGCACUGAGAGAAUGGAGCACGCGAUAUAUGGGUUCCUUUGAGCCAUCGAAAGACCUGCGUGUGGGCACGCGGUUAAGGAACCUCCUACUGGCGGAAGGCCUGACGGAAGUCGAUGCCAGAAUGAUUCCCCUUCCACUUUCCGCAUGGUCCACUGAUCCCAGAAUGCGGGAAAUAGGCGCUGCCAACAGCGAAAAUACCCGAAGACUACUCCACGCAUUGGCUCUCUUUCCUUUGACUCAACGUCGGCGGAUGCCGUUGGAUCAGUAUCAGGCGUUGGUAGCAAGAGCACAAGAAGAGGCAAGAACUCCCAGUCUGAAAGCAUAUUUCCCACUGUAUGUGUGUAUUGGACGAAAGCCACUAUAG
Aspergillus candidus is the source of this 924-nucleotide messenger RNA. RefSeq names its product class I SAM-dependent methyltransferase. NCBI's taxonomy places the organism in Eukaryota, Fungi, Ascomycota, Eurotiomycetes, Eurotiales, Aspergillaceae. Gene Ontology annotation, molecular function: methyltransferase activity. The record is from RefSeq and is a predicted model, not a curated record. The transcript has 8 exons. The coding region runs from base 1 to 924 and encodes 307 amino acids.